Molecule: messenger RNA, 795 nt
Organism: Scomber scombrus (Atlantic mackerel)
Lineage: Eukaryota; Metazoa; Chordata; Actinopteri; Scombriformes; Scombridae
Gene: cenatac
Product: centrosomal AT-AC splicing factor
Source: RefSeq, a predicted model, not a curated record
UUAGCUGGGGGAGAUAAGACCGCACAAAAUACUUGGUUAUUUCCCCUGAGUCAUUCCUUAACUCAGCUUUUUAGUGUGUUUUUUAAGUUUCUUACAUGCUUUCUAAAUGGGCGCGUUUUACUGUGCCAUAUGUAGGCAGACGACAUUCACGGGAAAGGGACACAUCUUCGGAAAAAAUCAUCAAAGCAGGCUGAGAGUAGUUCUUCUUAAAUUCUUAGAAAAGGUGAAGGAGGCCCGCCGAACACUGAAAAAACCUCUAGUAGAAAAGUUUGAUUGCACUCAGCACAAGGAGACAUUCUGGUGCUACUGCUGUGCGCUUGAAAUCGAAAGAAAUGUUACAGACAACAACAUCACAGUGCUGUACGGAGGCCUAUUAGAGCACAUGGCCACCACAGACCACAGGAAGAACACACACAAGUUCUGGUGGGAAAAUAAGGCCGACCCCAAGCUCAGAGAUAAGGUCAUCAUCUCAGAAGAGGAAACUGAAAGGUUUAAAGUUGAGGUGGCAAAAGUGUUGGAAACAUUUGUGGAGAAGGAAGAUGAGUUCAUUAAACAGCAAGCUGACCACAUUCGGGCCCAGGAGAAGCAUCGUCAAGAGGUCCUUCAGGCUCUUUUAGAGCGUGACGCAGAGCCAGAGUCGUCCAAUGGACCCAACAGCACAGACAUGUCUGCAGGUGAUGCCAUCAGCUCUCAGUUUACUGCUCAGGGGUCAGACCAGCAGGCGGGAAGCAGCUUUGUCGACUCGAUGGUUGAACUACCGUGGGCUGCAACGGGACAAGGCCUGACUUUCAUAGG